Molecule: messenger RNA, 2366 nt
Organism: Brachypodium distachyon (stiff brome)
Lineage: Eukaryota; Viridiplantae; Streptophyta; Magnoliopsida; Poales; Poaceae
Product: succinate dehydrogenase [ubiquinone] flavoprotein subunit, mitochondrial
Exons: 16
Coding region: 192-2045 (617 amino acids)
Biological process (GO): tricarboxylic acid cycle; mitochondrial electron transport, succinate to ubiquinone
Molecular function (GO): succinate dehydrogenase (quinone) activity; flavin adenine dinucleotide binding; electron transfer activity
Source: RefSeq, a predicted model, not a curated record
CUCGCCUGCUAGUCUGCUACCCCUAAAAACGCACAGGAAGAAAGGGCCCACCUCACCAUCCCACGCCUCGCCGCCCACCGGAGCCGCCUCCCCCGCUUUCUGCCCUCCCGUGCUCACCCUCCUCGCCCCCGCACAGCCGGGAGACCAAAACCUAAGAGCGCGCGCGAGGGGCCGCCGCCUCGAUCCGCGAGAUGUGGCGCAGCUGCGUGUCGCGGGGCCUCAGGGAAGCCAAGGCCGCCGCCAGGCGCUUCUCCUCUAGCUCGUCCUACACGGUGGUGGAUCAUACGUAUGACGCUGUUGUGGUUGGAGCUGGAGGCGCUGGGCUCAGGGCCGCGAUUGGGCUAUCAGAGCAUGGGUUCAACACUGCCUGCAUCACCAAGCUGUUCCCCACGCGGUCGCAUACCGUGGCAGCGCAGGGAGGAAUAAACGCUGCUCUUGGAAACAUGACUGAAGAUGACUGGAGGUGGCAUAUGUAUGAUACAGUCAAAGGAAGUGAUUGGCUUGGUGACCAAGAUUCUAUCCAGUAUAUGUGUAGAGAAGCACCAAAAGCUGUUAUAGAGCUUGAGAACUAUGGACUACCAUUUUCCAGGACUGAAGAUGGGAAAAUUUAUCAACGUGCUUUUGGUGGCCAAAGCUUAGAUUUUGGAAAAGGUGGCCAGGCCUACAGGUGUGCGUGUGCUGCUGAUAGAACAGGGCAUGCUAUGCUGCACACGCUUUAUGGUCAAGCGAUGAAGCACAAUACUCAGUUUUUUGUUGAAUAUUUUGCAUUGGACCUUAUCAUGGACAAUGAAGGCACCUGCCAGGGGGUAAUUGCACUAAACAUGGAGGACGGUACCCUUCAUCGUUUCCGGUCAACAAAUACUAUUAUAGCAACAGGAGGUUAUGGGAGAGCCUACUUCUCAGCGACUUCAGCUCACACAUGUACUGGAGAUGGCAAUGCUAUGGUUGCACGUGCUGGGUUACCCCUUCAGGAUCUUGAGUUUGUGCAGUUCCAUCCUACAGGCAUUUACGGUGCUGGAUGCCUCAUAACUGAAGGUUCCCGUGGUGAAGGUGGUAUUCUCAGGAACAGUGAAGGUGAAAGGUUCAUGGAACGUUAUGCUCCUACUGCAAAAGAUCUUGCAUCUCGAGAUGUUGUUUCGAGAUCUAUGACAAUGGAAAUAAGAGAAGGGCGCGGUGUAGGGCCAUUGAAGGACCAUAUCUACCUGCACCUUAAUCAUCUUCCUCCAGAAGUUCUAAAGGAAAGGCUUCCUGGUAUAUCUGAAACUGCAGCUAUUUUUGCUGGUGUUGAUGUCACCAAAGAGCCUAUUCCUGUUUUGCCUACUGUGCAUUAUAAUAUGGGUGGGAUCCCUACAAAUUAUCAUGGGGAGGUGGUGCAUAUCAAGGGUGAUAACCCAGAUUCAGUCAUUCCUGGUCUGUUGGCUGCUGGGGAAGCAGCAUGUGCAUCUGUCCAUGGUGCAAACCGCCUCGGUGCAAAUUCCCUUCUUGAUAUCGUUGUCUUUGGGAGGGCUUGUGCAAAUAGGGUUGCUGAGAUUUCCAAGCCAGGAGAGAAGCAGAAACCUCUUGAAAAAGACGCGGGUCAGAAGACCAUCGCAUGGCUGGAUAAGCUGAGAAAUUCCAAUGGAUCACUGCCUACUUCGAAGAUCCGCCUCAACAUGCAACGUGUUAUGCAAAAUAAUGCCGCUGUUUUCCGUACACAGGAAACUCUUGCGGAAGGUUGCGAGCUGAUUACUAAAGCACAGGAAAGUUUCCAUGAUGUCAAGAUCAGUGACAGAAGUCUCAUAUGGAACUCGGACUUGAUAGAGACCAUAGAACUAGAAAAUCUGCUAAUAAAUGCAUGCAUAACCAUGUAUUCAGCUGAGGCUCGUAAAGAAAGCAGAGGAGCCCAUGCUCGCGAAGAUUUCACGACAAGAGAUGACGAGAAGUGGAUGAAGCACUCGUUAGGGUACUGGGAGGAUGAAAAGGUUAGACUAGAAUACCGGCCAGUUCACAUGAAUACCUUGGAUGAUGAAAUCGAAACUUUUCCACCAAAAGCACGUGUUUACUAAUCUGGAUAUGCCUGUCAAUGCUUCGGUUGUUUGAGAAGGGUAUAGAUCACAGCUCGGCAUUUCCUUUUGAGUUCCAAUAAAUCAGGGACUUCCCGUUCUCUUAAAGCAUCAGAAUUGUAUUUAGUCGCCAAUUGCUGAUAUGUUUUCCCUGUCUCAUGUAAACUUAUUGCAAGCUUCUGAUAUUAUAGUUUGGUCCUGUAUUGCCCUUUGGUGGAAAUAAAACACAGAUAGCAAAUUUUGAUGUUCUUUUGUGUUUCAUUUUAUUUUGACACUGUAAAUAAGCUUUUGCAUGAGCUGCAAAUGCAGUGGUUGUUUUGUCUA